AAACAAAACCAAAACAAAACAAUGCGCUGCUGUUGAGUGUUGCUCAAGGGCGCAUUUGAUAACAAUGUGAAAUCGUUUGUGCUCGUUUCGUGCGGUCUCGUCGGACUGUGUAAAAAAAAAAGACAACAAAAGAUUCGAUAAAAUACACGACAUACCUCUGGCCGUUGAUCCGCCGCGCAAGCAAUCCACUCGCGUUACCAUCAAUAAGCAUAAUCACCAUCUCACAACAUCUUCGUCUCGCAAUUUCGGUCUAUCUGUGGCAACCUAACCGUCGACAUAGCCGAGUAGCAGCUAAAAGGCAAGGCACAUAUUGCACAGGGGUCGUAUCCUAGCGGUUGGCCCUACCCCCGACGUGCUUAGCUAAUAUGCCAUAAAUCCAGAGCUUCGAUAAUGCAGGACGUUGGCAGUCUAACAACGAAGAGGUACAUAAGCUGAAGUAAAUCGUCAACGAAGUUGUAAAUAGGCAUUUUCGCUAUCACUUGUUCAUUUUGAUUCUCUCUUAUUGUUUCUCUGCGAGUUUAUUUCCACUGUCGUUACUCGUCAACGACCAACGACACAUUACGAGACACUUUGGUGCGGGCACAAAUUUCAGUGCCAAGUCAUACCACUCCUGCUAGACACCAGCGAAGAACUAUAUACAGCCAAAAUACAAAGAAUAUGCCUUCGGUAUGGGAUCCAAAGACCACUGUCAAUGGCCAAAAAACGAACCUGAUGUACAGCAAGCAUCACCGGGGCGACAACUACGAUCACGCCUUGUCCAAUGGUGCUCUAACUGUAAUCAACCAAUUCAAAGCAAAUUUGGGCAACAAAAUGUUUGCAUUUGUAGUUUAUCAUCAACCCCGUUUACAUCUUGUGAACCAAAUUUUUCAGCGAAUCAAUCAAAAAAAAAAAUCCGUAAAACUGUAUUACCAACCACUACGUGUAAACGUCAGUUGUUUGAAACAAGCAAUGAGCAGCCUGAAAGUUCGGUGACUCUAACAAAUGUUGAAAAGCCAAUAGAAUCAGAAUCUACGGUAAGUGAUCAAGGCUUAAUCAUUAAUCCUGUUCAAUCGCAACAACAGUUACCUGGAAUCAGUCAAAUGUUGAGGGGUAGACACGUUUGCCAAUUAUGCUUCAAAUCAUUCACCAGUCCUUGCAAAUUGACUCAACAUUCUUAUUCCCAUACAGGAGAAAAACCAUUUGUGUGUAAGCAUUGUUCUAAAGCUUUUUCUUCUAAAUUUAAGUUAGUGCGACAUGUGUUGAUACAUUCUGACCAGCGACAAUAUCAUUGUAACAUUUGUGAUAGAACAUUUCACAGGAAAGACCAUUUGAAAAAUCAUGCUAAAGUUCAUAACCCUAUUAAACGAACAUUGCAGUGUGAUCGUCCAGGUUGCUCUAAAGAAUACAGUUCUUUGUUAAGUUUUCGUAAGCACAUAGCAGUACAUUCUGUAGAAGAAGGAUUUCUCGAUUGCAAGAUUUGUAGUAAAGUUUUUGAAUCAAAAGAUGAACUAUUGUACCAUUUGAAAAUUCAUUCUGGUUCUAGAGUGAUCAAAACUCCAGCCGAUAAAAAAUAUCGUUGCAAUUUUUGUGAUCGUUGCUUUUAUACUGGUAAGGAUGUCCGUCGACAUUUAGUGGUACACACUGGUCUAAGAGAUUUCCUGUGUCAGUUUUGUCCUCAACGAUUUGGUCGUAAAGACCACCUUACACGUCAUAUCAAAAAAAGUCAUAAUAUAAAUACAUCAAAAAAAUCUAAACCAAAAAAAUCAAAUGAACAGUACAAAUGCAAAUCUGUUGAAACCGUCUAUCUAGAAACCUAUGGUCAUCCUUUUAAAGUGGAAAGAAAAACGUCUGAAACUAUUACAAGCGGCAGUUUAAUUAAACAAGAAAAUCCAACGCCAGAAAUUCCAUUGUUCGAUUCAUCUAGCAUAACUAGUUUUAAUUAUGGCCAAAGCAGUUCUUCAGUCACACAGCCAAUGGUUUCCCACGAUGAAGCUUCUUUACAGAGUAUGAGUUAUGAUGACCCUCAAUCAUCUUAUUCCGUUGAUGAACUGAAAGAGUUUGCCACUAAUAUAACCGAUCAGUUACCAGACAACUACCAAGAGACAACUAAUCCCCAAAUUCCUGAGUUAACCCAUUUAAUUGGCUUAAUGCCACAACCGCAAAUGGAGCCUACUAACUCUUCAUUAUUAAGUAUUCAUGAUGAAUCUACAAUAUUAAUGCAACAAACCCAACAACAUGUAACUCAAGAAUCACAAAUACAAGUUAAUGAGUAUUUAGCAUCAUCUUCUGAAAUUCUGUCAGCUCUAUUGAGAGAGUCCGAAACAGGCACAACGCCAUUACCAGGGUUUAAUCAGGUUUUCCAUCAACAACAAUAGUUCCCACAAGAACUUUUUUUCUCUAGUCAGUCAUCCACAGUUGUUCAUUCCUUUUUACCAUAAUUUUAUCGUUAUACAUUGAAAUACUUAUUUAUUAACUGAAUAAGUGAAACUUAAUAAUAAAAUAGAGCAAUAAAUCCAGAAAUAAUCGUUUCACAUUGCUUUGGUAAACCAUGAUAGAAAGUACAACCGUAACAUUAAUACUUUUUUUCCUGAAUAAAAACAUGUAUUGUUUGUUUGCUCUGCUUUUGGUGUUCCUUAUAUUCGUUUCAGUUAUAUUUGUUUAUAUUCUGUCAGUAACUUAUUAUUAAUGUUCUAGUUCAAAGUCAAAAACAUAUUUUAUCUAGUCUUCAAAUCACGCAUACUAUGUAGAGUUAUAAUCAUAAAAGUUUCAA
Adelges cooleyi (spruce gall adelgid) is the source of this 2749-nucleotide messenger RNA. RefSeq names its product zinc finger protein PLAG1-like. Gene Ontology annotation, molecular function: DNA-binding transcription factor activity, RNA polymerase II-specific; RNA polymerase II transcription regulatory region sequence-specific DNA binding. The transcript has 2 exons. Gene Ontology annotation, biological process: regulation of transcription by RNA polymerase II. Gene Ontology annotation, cellular component: nucleus. NCBI's taxonomy places the organism in Eukaryota, Metazoa, Arthropoda, Insecta, Hemiptera, Adelgidae. The coding region runs from base 669 to 2354 and encodes 561 amino acids. The record is from RefSeq and is a predicted model, not a curated record.